This is a messenger RNA of Sparassis crispa, 231 nucleotides long. RefSeq lists its product as hypothetical. Bases 1 to 231 code for a protein of 76 amino acids. The record is from RefSeq and is a predicted model, not a curated record. NCBI's taxonomy places the organism in Eukaryota, Fungi, Basidiomycota, Agaricomycetes, Polyporales, Sparassidaceae. The transcript is spliced from 3 exons.
AUGGAACGUGGAUCGAUACUCCAAUACCACUUUUGGGUUCUGAAUCCGUACCUUGACUUGACACGAGACAGCAAGUCCAGCCACCGCUAUUCGAACGAAGUGUAUUAUAAAUUCAAGGACAGCGAUCGAAGAACACCAGUCCGAGACAGCUGCGGCGAAGAAGUUUACAACAGGCAAGAGUCAACAGGUGCCUCCGAAUCGGAUAGAAACAACGGUGUUGAAAUGGCUUAG